Molecule: messenger RNA, 2289 nt
Organism: Theileria equi strain WA
Lineage: Eukaryota; Apicomplexa; Aconoidasida; Piroplasmida; Theileriidae
Exons: 1
Coding region: 1-2289 (762 amino acids)
Cellular component (GO): membrane
Molecular function (GO): lipase activity
Source: RefSeq, a predicted model, not a curated record
AUGCAGAUUGUAUUGAUACUAUGGGUACUGCUUCUAGGUCAAACAUGUAGUUUAGAAACUCCCCAAGGCCCCGAAGAAGAGGCUGAAGAGGAAGUCAUUCUCGACAUUACCAAGCCGAAUCCUUCCUUCAUUGAUACCAUUGCAAGGAACCCCUAUGGAGUGGUUACAAAGAUAUACGUGCCAAAGAAGGGUUACAAGAUCUUCUCAGUGGUGGAAAAGGAAGAACCCAUUUGGCAAACGGACGGCCUCCGCUGCGAACACGUCGCCGUUUUAACACGUGGAGAGAGUGGAACUCAUGUGAAUGUUUAUCUGAGAGACGAAAAUGGUGAGAGAGUGUGCCUCUACUACGAGAGGGACGACGAGGCGAAUGACUGGGACGAAGCCACUGAAGGCAACUUUUACAGCAUUUUCCAUCAGAGAGCAUUAAGCGAGGCUGUGUUCGAUUCUAUAGAACUAGACGUUACUAAAAGGGCUACAUGCGAAAUGUACUUUGUCGCAGACUCUCAAAAACUGCCCUUUCUUCUCUUUGCCCCCAAUGUCAGCUAUCGCAUAAAAAGCGUCAAGAAUGGCACCGUCAUUUGGAAUGCAGGUGCUAAUGACCAAGGCUGCAUAUACGCCUCGUUUUAUCCGAGAGAUAUUCCCACUUUGGCCUAUCUGGUUAUUCAGUCCCUGGCUGAGGUCAGGGAUCUCUACUACAAAAAGGUAGGUAAUUCCUGGACGUCUGUUGACAAGAAUGGGUAUCUGGCAGAUUUAAAACAGGCUGGAUUUGAUGAAUCCCAAGUCAGUGAUGAAAUCACCAUGGACAUUGCGAAUGUGGAUAGUGACUGCUUCUACAUUACCAAGUAUCCGAUAAAUAGUUACGGUGUAAAUUCAUACGUACCGUCGCUUGGUUUUAAGCUAAAGUCCAUCGCAGAAGGAAAUGCAGACAUUUGGAAGGUAGAGGAGGGGAGCAGUGCAAAGUGCAUCAACGUAAAUGUAGUUUAUAAGGACGCAGUUUUUUGUGCCCUAUUCAUCCUCGUAGAAGACCCAAAGAAUGGUCGUCAUGUUCUCUACUUUGUAAAGAAUGACAAGGAAUGGAAGAAUGUUAGUAAGGAUGAGUACUAUGACCGUAUUGCAAAGGAGAACGGUUUAGAGCCUUUAGGAAAGAUUGAGAAUCCAAAGGUUGUAAUGAGCAGUUUUAGAAACAAGGAUGGUCUAAAGAUUGCAACGUAUUCUUCCGGGGUAGAAAACUCCAAGGGAGAUGUCGUUCUUGUUCACGGCAUUCGUUCUCAUUUUAAAUCAGAAUUUUGCUCGGAGAAUGUAGAAUGGAAUUUUGAUAACUUUGGAUUUCCAAUUUCUCCAGACAUUGGCGGACAAUUUAUGGAUGAAACACAUGUGAAUGCCCUCAUAACUGGACAUAGACACCUGUUUGAACAUGCCUAUCUGGAAGGUAUGGAUGCCUUUGAGGCAUCUCCAAGGUACGAGUACAGUCAGAGUUUAACGGCAUUUUUCAAUGGAUUAGGAUAUAGUGUCUAUGGUUUAGACUUGCAGUCACAUGGCCUUUCAGAGUCCUUCUCACCAACCAGGUGUCAUGCUCGAGAAUUUAUAAAUUUUGCUCUUGAUGUCAUUCAGUUUGUGAGUAUAGUGAAAAGAGGUAAAUUUGAGGAUUCCUCUGAAAAGUGGAACGAGGAGGUAGUCUACGAGAACAUUCCUAUGGAUAGAAAAGUAUUUUUGCUGGGAAACUCAAUGGGAGGCAAUAUUGUCUUUCAGGCAGUUCAGGAGUUUUACAAGCAUGCAAAAGAGGAGGCAAGAUUUGUGGAUGGUCUAAUCUCUAUUGCUGGAAUGUUUAGCCUGGAUCAUCAUGCAGAUACGACGACAAAAAAGGUGGCAAAACAUUUACUUGGAGCUGCCGCACGGGUUCAACCUAAAAAGGAAAAUCCGUGUGACAAACUUCUAAACUAUGGAGAGUUUUUUGAGCUCUUCACAAGGUACAGAGAUCCAUUCUUUUACGCCAAAAGACUUACAUUGGAAACAGCAAAUGCGCUUUUGAACGCUUGCAAUGAUGUAAAGAAGCCCAAGAACUUGGCAAACUAUCCAAAGGAUCUACCAACUCUAUUCUUACACACUGACAAUGAUUUCUUGUGUGAUCCAAAAGGUCCCCGAGAAAUGGUUAAUAUACAUCUAAAGGACCAUUCAGAUGUAAAAUUGGUGGAGUUUAAAGCGUCAACACACUUUUUGACCGUCCCUCAUUCCACGGUAUUAACACAAAAAUAUUUAAAAGAAUUGUUAGACAAGGCGAUUGAGGCCUAG